This is a messenger RNA of Thamnophis elegans (Western terrestrial garter snake), 1955 nucleotides long. RefSeq names its product intraflagellar transport 27 (gene IFT27). Lineage: Eukaryota; Metazoa; Chordata; Lepidosauria; Squamata; Natricidae. The transcript has 7 exons. The coding region runs from base 330 to 953 and encodes 207 amino acids. Gene Ontology annotation, cellular component: Golgi apparatus. Gene Ontology annotation, molecular function: GTPase activity; GTP binding. The record is from RefSeq and is a predicted model, not a curated record.
GCGAAUGAACGGAAGGGUAGCGGGGUCCUUCGUGUACUGUUGCUAAGAGAGCUUCGGCUUGUGUUUCCCUGCGACUGAGAGGAAAAGGCGGUUUUUGUGUCCUCCACAGUGGAACUCAUAACAGCCUUUUUUUCUAGCAGGAUCUCCAGAGGGACUCACACACACUCUCUCUCUCUCUUCCCUACAUCAACCCCCCCCCCCCGGACUUCCACGAGUGCGUGAUGUCUCUGGGCUCCAUUUAAUUUUCAAAAUCUCAGUCCUUGUAAAUGCACGUCUCUUCCUCCAGCUUCCCCGAAGGCCCAUUUUUAUGGUGAAGAUCAAUACAGGUCAUGGUGAAACUGGCGGCCAAAUGCAUCGUGGCGGGUGAUUCAACUGUGGGGAAGACUGCUUUGGUCCAGAUGUUCUGCAAUGAUGGGGCUCAUUUUCAGAAAAACUAUACCUUGACAGUGGGAGUGGAACUAUUGGUGAAGACAGUACCUAUUCCAGGAACAAAUGAUAGCGUGGAAUUCUUCCUCUUUGAUUCAGCAGGCAAAGAACUCUUUUCUGAAAUACUAGAUAAAUUGGCAAGUGUAAAAAUAUUUAUUUACCUGUCUUUUCUCCUGAAAUAUCUGCUGUUUACUUGGAUGUGGGAACAGCCCAAUACCCUGUGCAUUGUGUACGAUGUCACCAAUGAGCAAUCUUUCAAUAACUCUGCUAAGUGGCUAGAAAAGCUGAGAAUCCAAACAUCAGGCAUUCAUACUCCAGGUGUCCUGGUGGGCAAUAAGAUUGAUUUAAGUGAUAGGAGAGUUGUAGAGCGCAAACAAGCACAACAGUGGGCAGAAGCAAAUGGCCUGGAAUACUGUGAAAUAUCAGUAAAAGAGAUGGAAAAUUUUGAAGCUCCUUUUCGCAUUGUGGCAAAUUCUUUCCACCGAUUGUACAAAGAGAAAGUAGAAAUUUUUCAUUCAUUGGUAUGAGGGGUCCUUAAGUACAAUAUGGUGAAUUUUAAAAGAAAACAUACUAACUAACAGGCAAAAUCAUAUGAAAAUGGAAAGUAGGUUUUUGUUGUAUGGUCAUUUGCUUUCCAUCAUUGAGAAUUAUAAUUCUUCAAUUAUUAUUUCAGAUCUCAUCUGCUUAUUGUUUUUCCUGUGAUGGAUCUUUUUACAAGAAACAUUGUUUUUGAUUCUCAUUUUUGCAUGUAUUCAGAGUUUAAAUACUUUGAAAUAUUUGACAAAUCUAUCAAGGAGAAAUCUAUCAAAAAUUAAUAAACAUGCCAUUACUCUGGACAUUUCAACAACCCGGACAAUCUGUUUCUUACAAUUGAGUUAUAUCAAGAAAUUGUUAUUCAGAAAUCAAUAUAAAAGAUAUAUUUCAACUUUAGUUUUCUAAAGGUAGAAAUUCAUAAUCCUUAAGAAUCUUUUCUGCAACUUUUUUCCGCCAUCUCUAAAUAUCAUUUGCUGGAGUUCUAUUUGAAUGUUAGUAACUAAACCAUUGUUAUAGGCCUUUUUUGUUGCCUUUUGUAACUGCAGGGGUACCAAUUAUUUUAAUGGAGGAAAAAGGUUGAAAUGCCACUUUCCACAAUGUCAUUCUUAAUUCUAUAUUCUAAAAACAUUGCAGGUUAGUAGAUCAAUUUGCCAGUUUUUUUUCAUAUCUUACUAAUAUUGUUCAUAUCAUGAAACACUAACUGGUGGACUUUUUAACAUCACCAUAAUGGUAUACAAAGAAUCUGCUGGGAAUAAUAAAGAGUGAUUGUAUUUUGAACUGAAAAUUAUACUGAAAGACUUGUCAUAAUGAGCUGGGGGCUCAGAGCAGGUCAUGACAUAUAGUUCUGAAAGAUCCUAUUGUUGUUGUUUUUUAAAAGCCUUUCAAUAAUGAUUCUGCCAGCUAGAAAUGGAACAGAAAUCCAUCAUAGAUUUAAUUUCACACAAAAAUGAUAGAAAUCCACAGAUACUGAAUUUGGUAUCUUACUACAUACAAAA